UAAGGAUUUGCCGCCCUUGGGAAUCGUGGUGUUUCACUACUUAGAGGGACGUGUGAAUCACAAAAAGAAAAUUCGGCGACUCGCUUUUGACAGACCUGUUGAGUUAUCCCGAGGAUAUUUCAACCAGCCACUUACGACGGCCACCAUGAGCAGGGAAGAGCAGACCAACCGCUUGCUGAACGCACAAUUUGAGUGUCACAAGCAACUUAUAUCCGUUCCUUAUCCCAGGCGCGGAGAGUAUUGUAACAGGACCUGGGAUAACAUCAUGUGUUGGAUGGAGACUCCAGUAGGAACGGUUGCCAAGCAACAUUGCCCUUCCUACGUGUCGGGUUUUGACACCACAGAAUUCGCCACCCGGGAAUGCCUUGCAGACGGGACGUGGUACGUCCACCCAGAACACAAUGGUAGCUGGACAAACUAUUCCGCCUGUAAAAAGGAGACCUAUCUGCAAUCAGUGCCUAGGGGAACUGUGCCUCCACUAGUGGCACACCAUUUGCCUUACAUCCGGCUGCUGUCCAACGUGGGUUACGGGGUGUCGCUGGGGGCUCUGAUCCUGGCCGUUAUUAUCAUGCUUCUCUGUCGACGUUUACGUAGUAAGAGCAAUGUUCUCCACGUAAACUUGUUCCUGGCGUUUAUACUGCGUGCGGGAACGUGCCUUCUGAGGGAGACGCUCUUGGUACAGGGACUCGCCUUGCCCGGAGAUUUUCAGAGGCUGGACAACGGGGAACUUAAAUUCAUAGAGGAGGGCACUCACUGGGAGUGUAAACUUCUGUUCACCGUCUUUCACUACAGCCUGGGUACAAGCUAUAUGUGGAUAUUUGCUGAAGGUAUCUACCUUCACAUGCUCGUGUACAAUACCUUGUGGACUGAACGGCACGGCGUGAAACCCUACAUCGUGUUUGGUUGGGCUUCUCCGCUGCUGUUUCUUUGCCCGUGGGUCGUGGUUCGCGCCUUGUGUGACAAUGCCUUAUGUUGGAACACUCAUCCCACGCCGGAAUUCUAUUGGAUAAUGAAGGGACCAAUUGUUGCCUCAAUCGUGAUAAAUUUUGUCUUUUUUAUGGACAUUGUGAGAAUUUUGACGAUUCGGGCCUCGCGACGCCAAGACGAAAACAGAUACAGGAAGUUGGCCAAAUUUACACUGGUAUUAAUCCCUCUAUUCGGCGUCAUGUACAUCAUAUUCGUGGCUUUCCCGCCGGACCUUCCAGAAGAAACGGAAACACCAUACCUUUACGCAGAAAUGUUUAUUAACUCCUUCCAGGGCUUUCUGUUGGCACUGCUGUUCUGCUUUCUAAACGAAGAGGUCCAUCUCGAGCUGAAGAAGAUUUGGACGCGCCACAAGAUGAGACGGCGGGAUAGCUACCUUCUCACGAGAUCCUUCGUUGUUUCUUCGACUGUGCACGCGUCUAGCCGCCGAAAGGGAUCCGCCUUACGUCAGGGCUACGAUACCGACUCGAUCGGCAACCACCACGCCACGGUAAUCGUCAAGGGAGAUAAGCCAUCAUCACAUUUGCCGGGCAAGCCCAGAGAUCAGCAUUACGAGAUGAAGACAGUGUGUAAUGGAAAAGCUCAGAAGGGUCGACGAAAGGUGUAUUCGUUUAGCAGGCGAGACCAAGGUUCUAACGGAUUAUCUCCCCUCCAUUCAGAUCGCUCGCAGAGUGACGACUCAAAACACAAACCGGAAGCUGUGUGACUGGUUUACAUUUAUCAUAUUUAUACUGUUGAAUGGAGUUUUUUAUCUGGCCGAAUGGUUAACAAUUUAAAAGCGUCUGUGAUUUGUGACAUAGUGAAUAUUGCGUGAAUAUAGUAGGAUUUCGAGAAUUAUGAAAUAUGACACAAAGCCACAAGUGAAUUUAUACACACAGGAAAGCGACGGAUUUGAUUUU
This is a messenger RNA of Liolophura sinensis, 1883 nucleotides long. RefSeq names its product parathyroid hormone/parathyroid hormone-related peptide receptor-like. Gene Ontology annotation, molecular function: calcitonin receptor activity; peptide hormone binding. The transcript has 13 exons. Lineage: Eukaryota; Metazoa; Mollusca; Polyplacophora; Chitonida; Chitonidae. Gene Ontology annotation, cellular component: plasma membrane. The record is from RefSeq and is a predicted model, not a curated record. Gene Ontology annotation, biological process: adenylate cyclase-modulating G protein-coupled receptor signaling pathway; cell surface receptor signaling pathway. Bases 146 to 1690 code for a protein of 514 amino acids.